GGAUUCUAUGAGGGACUGUGGAUCUUACGGAUCACGAGACCCGUACAUUCAGGUUGUUUGCAUUUUGAAAGGACGACGGUCCCACAUCUAGAUAUUGUUACUCUUUGCGAGCAGAUGUGGUGACGAGACUUUCCACCAGUUCACUCUUCGCUCUACCACAUGGAGUACGACAGUAAGACCGACGACAAUGUGCUAGCCCAUGCGGGCAGUCCAGAUGUUGUACUCAAGCACGAAGUUGCACCCUCGCAUACGAACGCGGCGGUAUGGGAUAAUCGACAGACAUAUGGGCCGGCAGGGUUUCGUGGUCUACUGUCGUCGCCUUAUGUUGCGCUAUGCGCAGCAUUUUCUGCGAUUGGGGGACUAUUAUUUGGUUACGACCAAGGCGUGGUGUCUAUAAUUCUAGUUAUGCCGCAAUUUCUGGACUACGUCCCUCGUAUUUCCAAUGAUGCUUCUGGGUCUGGUUUCUGGAAGGGUUUACUUACAGCAAUGAUCGAGCUCGGGGCACUGCUAGGUGCAUUCAAUAUGGGGUGGGUUGCCGAUAAGUGGUCUCGGAAGUACGGCAUUGUCAGUGCCGUAGUCAUCUUCACUAUAGGAUCUGCUAUCCAAACGGCCGCUGUCGAUUAUGCCAGUUUGAUUGUGGGUCGCCUGGUUGGAGGUAUCGGAAUCGGAAUGCUGUCAAUGGUCGCCCCGUUGUAUAUAUCCGAGAUUUCACCUCCGGAGAUCCGUGGAACGCUUCUAGUGCUGGAGGAGCUCAGCAUUGUGUUCGGUAUCGUUGUUGCGUACUGGAUCACUUACGGCACCCGUGAGAUUGCUGGGGAUUGGUCUUUUAGACUGCCGUUCCUUCUACAAAUCCUGCCUGGGGUAGUCCUUGGCAUUGGCAUACUAUGGCUUCCGUUUUCCCCUAGAUGGCUGGCCAUGAAAGGGCGCGAUCAAGAGGCAUUAAAAAGUCUUGGGACAUUGCGACAACAGCCGGAGUCAGACAGUCGUGUCAUUCAGGAGUGGUACGAUAUCAGGGCUGAGGCCACAUUCCAGAAAGAAGUCAGUCUCGAACACCACCCACUCCUGCACGCUACGGAGUCCAAGACGAACAGCAUCAAACUCGAAAUGGCAUCUUUUGCCGAUUGCUUCAAGAGAGGAUGCUGGAGACGGACCAUGGUCGGAAUGGGUCUCAUGUUCUUCCAGCAAUUAGUCGGGAUAAAUGCUCUGAUAUACUACUCAAAUUCACUCUUCGAGCUCAUGGGCCAAGGCUAUGAGACAAGGCUCAUUCUUUCCGGAGUGUUGAAUGUUUUGCAACUCGUGGGAGUCUUAACGUCCUUAUAUACUAUGGAUAAGGUUGGAAGGAAGCCGUUAUUGCUCAUCGGUAGCGUCAUGAUGUGCAUUUCUCACCUCAUCAUCGCCGUCCUUGUCGGGCUAUUCGAUGAGAGCUGGUCCUCGCACAGGGUUGAGGGCUGGGUUGGCGUGGCUUUUCUAUUUGCAUACAUGAUCGCCUUCGGGGCUUCAUGGGGACCGGUCCCAUGGGCUAUGCCAUCAGAAGUCUUUCCUACCUCUCUUAGAGCCAAAGGUGUAGCGCUGAGCACGUGCUCGAAUUGGUUCUUCAAUUUCAUAGUUGGACUGAUUACACCCCCAAUGGUGCAAAACACUGGCUUCGGGGCAUUUGCUUUUUUCGCCGUGUUUUGUUUUCUCUCGUUCGUGUGGACGUGGUUCUUCGUACCCGAGACAAAGGGAAGAACAUUGGAGCAGAUGGACAAUGUGUUCAAAGACGUUAGUAGCGAAGCUGAAGAGGAACGGAAGAAGAGGAUUGAGAUGGAGAUCAUGGGAAGUGAGGGGAUCCAGGUGACGGUCUAG
Pseudovirgaria hyperparasitica is the source of this 1845-nucleotide messenger RNA. Its product is annotated as putative MFS monosaccharide transporter. NCBI's taxonomy places the organism in Eukaryota, Fungi, Ascomycota, Dothideomycetes, Acrospermales, Acrospermaceae. Gene Ontology annotation, biological process: transmembrane transport; carbohydrate transport. Gene Ontology annotation, molecular function: carbohydrate:proton symporter activity. The record is from RefSeq and is a predicted model, not a curated record. Gene Ontology annotation, cellular component: membrane. The coding region runs from base 160 to 1845 and encodes 561 amino acids. The transcript is spliced from 7 exons.